Molecule: messenger RNA, 5383 nt
Organism: Episyrphus balteatus (marmalade hoverfly)
Lineage: Eukaryota; Metazoa; Arthropoda; Insecta; Diptera; Syrphidae
Gene: Ih
Product: potassium/sodium hyperpolarization-activated cyclic nucleotide-gated channel 2
Exons: 16
Coding region: 1335-5051 (1238 amino acids)
Biological process (GO): potassium ion transport; transmembrane transport
Cellular component (GO): membrane
Molecular function (GO): voltage-gated potassium channel activity
Source: RefSeq, a predicted model, not a curated record
AACUGUUUAAACUAUGUGUGUAUUUCACAUUGGAAGGACUUUUUGGGUUUUUUCCUCAAGAAGUUUACAAUUAACAUGUUUAAAAUAAAGAAAUGGGUUCACCGGAUAUUUAGUUCAUUACUUAAAGCCGAUCGAAGUCUUUUGUUAUACGCAGAUAUAUUUAUUUUUUUGUGACGCAAUAACUUCAUAUUAAAUAAUCAAAACAAAAAAUCAUAAACUACAUAUAUAAAUCUAAAAAAAAAAAAAAAUCUGCGAUCUUCUUUUAAAAUAUAUAUAGAAUAUAUAUAUGUAUAUUUAGAUGUGUUAUGUUUUAUGAGUUUUCAACUAAGUUAUACAUAUUAAAGGUGCUUGCAUAUUCGAACCUAAGUGAGAUAUCUAUCGUUCGUGCGAAAUUGUGUGAUGUUAAAUUUACUUUUUUAAAUGUAAAUUAUAUAAAUUAUAAAAGGAUGAAUAAUAAAUAUGAAUGAACAUUUCGUACAGUGCUUACAAAAUUGAAAGAAAGUGAAGGAGAUUAUACAUAACUUACAUAUGUAUUCGUGCGAAAAUAUCGGUUAAUAGAAAAUGAAAGGAAUUACAUAAUCAACUACAAUUCGUAACACUCAAUAAAUUUAUGGGUUAUCCUACGAAACGUACCUGUGUAAUGUUAAUAAAAAUAUAAAAUAUAUAUUUAAUAAAGCUUUGUAAAUAAAAUAGUGCACAAAUUAAAAAUAAUAUAAUAUCCACAGUUAAUACAAAUUUAAUAUCAAUACAAAAAAAGAAAAAAAAAAACAAAAUCAAGAACUUAUGUAACUAAAGUAGCAAAUACGUACAUAUACAUGGAAUGGUGAAAAAAAAAAUCCUUUUCAGAGCAAAAUAUUGAAAUCAAUUCAGUUUAUUUUUCUAAGCAAAGACAUUUAAACAAAAAAAAAUAAACAACAUUAAUUUUUUGUUUCCCCUGAAUAAAGUUCUAAUGUACAUAGUAAGGAAGGAAAACAAGUUCCGCAGUUCAGGAAGUCUCUUAUUGUGCCUAUAAGUCAUAGAAAAAAAAUUGCAUACUUACAUAUAUAAAUAUAAAUUAUAUAUAUAAUUGUUACAUUGGGUGGAAAAUAGAGACCAUUCUAUGUAUAUAAAUUAAUAUACCUAUGCUGUUAGGCUUAUUAAUAAUCGAAUUAGCCGUGUUAAUUAGCUUGAUAGUAGAGAGUUCAUAUAAAAUAUAUUUUGCCCACCAACAUCACAAAUGAAUCCUAUGGGAAUAAUCUAUCAAUAGAUACAAGACAAACCAAAAAAAAAAAAAAAAUAACACAUUAUUUUAUUUUUGUUUUAAAACAAAAAUAAUCCCUAAGUACCAUUUUGCAAUGCAUGUAAAAAAUUAUCAACGAAGAGUCAGUGGACCUGGAGCUUUUGGGACUUUCAGUGAAUCGUGCGGAGAAAAUUCGAACGAUCAGCAACAAAAUUUGAGUCAUCACUUGCUACGGCAGUCUCUGAUUAACCUCACUAGCGCACACAACAGUAACAGUCACAACAUAAGUAAUAUAAGCAAAACCCUAAACUUACAAAAAUCGAUAUCGUGUAGCUGUGAUUCUCUUAAAUGUGCGGCGCGAAAUAUCAACCGAAUAAGUUUGAGGAACGUUGACGACGGCGACGACAGUGAAUCCCUAUUAUACGAUCAUCAUCAUCAUAUCGCCAACACCAGCAAUACUCCCGGUUCAUAUCUGACCAGUAGUAGUGUAUAUCAUGAUGAUCCUCCAUCCGUUGGAGCACUCGAUCACAAUGCUACCGGAAAACAAUAUUCAUAUGAUAGUUAUUACAAUGGCCAAUCAAGUAACAAACACCGCUUGGAUUGUACAAGUAUUGUAAAUAGUAAUAGUAGUCAUAAUAGUUGUGGCACUGGCAGUAACAGUGCUGUUGUCGUUGGGGACGAUCAAAGAAAUAAUUUCCCCGAUUUCCAUUGUGCUGAUAGUAAUGUAUAUUCAUAUAGUGGUUUUAAGAAAAUAGUUGCUCAUAAUUUCAGUAAUUCUGAUCCAAUAACGCGUUAUAGCCAUAUAGAUGAUAGCCAUCAUUUGAUGCUAAAAAGUCAUUACAGUGAUUGCAAUAUAUACGGAAAAGAAAACUCGGCGCUAAAAAGUGAAUACAACACAAAUAGUAGUAGCAACUACUGUUCAAGUAGUAAAAACAACCAUCCGUUGGUAAGUAAUAAAACAUACAUAUUUAAGUGCAUUGCAAAUAGUCCAUCGUUUUUGAAAAACAAUAAAAUAAAGGAGCAUUCGAAAAAGUUACGUAACUUCUCGCUCAAGGCUGCUGGCAACGUGAAAAAGAAAAAUCAAAUUAAAGUCAAAUCGAAUGCAGUGUCUGAUAAUUCGUUGCAUCCCAGUGAUAAAUAUUUAAAUCAAUAUCUAGACGAGAAGAAAAGUUCACAUCACGGUACAACACAGCAACAACAACAGCAGCAACAACAACAACAACAGCAGCCAUCAGGUUUAUCUACAGGCUCGCUAUCUUUAUCGGCAAUUAGACCGUUAAUAGCUAAUGGAUCUGUUAAAACAUAUCCAACAUAUCGACCUCGUGUAAGGACAGACUCUAAAGACACCCUCUGCCGGAACAAACGCACAAAAAUUAACAAAAGCUGCAACCUUGCAUGCGAACAACACAAUCUUACCUGCAGAACAACAAACAACACAACAAAUCUGAAUUUAUCACCGAAAAAUUCACUCUCUAGUAAUGGACACCUUAAUAAACUCUGCUUAACAGAUAUAACAAGACGAAAGGCGGAAUUCAAUCGACAGCUAAGUGCGCCAACAGAUUACUCCCGAACAACAGCGACUGCGACGGGUUCUAUUAAGGCGUCUUUGCAAAAUUGUUCCUCAUCGAAGCAGUCAUCAGUAUCCUGCACAAAUAGUUUCAAUAGAAAAACAAAUAAAAAGCACAAGAAUUACAAACUUAAUGACAGAUUGCUAUGUGGUGACAGUGAAGAAUCAGUUCGAUGUUCUUAUUGCUCAACUCUAAACGAAAACGAUUUAAGAAUUUCGUUUGAAAAUACUUGCACUGAUUCUUUAGUGACCGCUUUCGAUGAUGAAGCUCUUCUAAUAUGCGACCAAGGAAGCGAAAUGGUGCACUUUGACGACGUUUCUCUUUAUGGGACCCCUAAAGAGGAGCCAAUGCCUUCCAUUCCAGUAGUUUCGGAAAAAGUUUCAGCGAAUUUCUUAAAAAGUCAAUUGCAAUCAUGGUUCCAGCCAACCGACAAUCGGCUUGCCAUGAAACUUUUUGGCAGCCGAAAAGCAUUGGUAAAAGAAAGAAUAAGACAAAAGACCUCGGGACAUUGGGUUAUUCAUCCCUGCAGUUCAUUUAGAUUUUACUGGGACCUUUGUAUGCUUCUACUGCUAGUAGCGAAUCUUAUUAUCCUGCCAGUUGCUAUAUCAUUCUUUAAUGAUGAUUUGAGCACACGAUGGAUUGCCUUUAACUGCCUAAGUGAUACUAUUUUUUUAAUAGACAUCGUAGUCAAUUUUAGAACUGGAAUUAUGCAACAAGACAACGCGGAGCAGGUGAUUUUGGACCCCAAGCUUAUCGCUAAACACUAUUUAAAAACAUGGUUUUUUCUUGAUUUGAUUUCUUCAAUCCCGCUUGAUUAUAUCUUUUUAAUUUUUAAUCAAAUUAUGAAAUUGCAGGAUUUUUCUGACUCAUUCCAAAUCCUGCAUGCCGGCCGGGCGCUACGAAUACUUCGCUUGGCCAAGCUUUUAUCCUUAGUUAGACUGUUGAGACUGUCAAGGCUAGUCAGAUAUGUGUCGCAGUGGGAAGAAGUAUAUAUUCUGCAGAAUCUACAAAAAAAAAGUGCUGAUCGAAGAGGGAGAAUGCACAGAAAAGACAAAGAUGGCUUAACAAAAAGCAACCUCAUUUUGAAGUUUCUUAAUAUGGCAUCUGUAUUUAUGCGAAUCUUCAAUUUAAUUUGUAUGAUGCUACUAAUAGGCCAUUGGAGUGGUUGUCUACAGUUUUUAGUGCCAAUGCUUCAAGGAUUUCCAUCAAACUCUUGGGUUUCAAUAAACGAACUACAGGAGUCAUAUUGGCUGGAACAGUAUUCUUGGGCGUUAUUUAAAGCGAUGUCUCACAUGCUUUGUAUAGGUUAUGGAAGAUUCCCACCGCAGUCAUUGACGGAUAUGUGGCUAACUAUGCUUUCAAUGAUAUCUGGAGCGACGUGUUAUGCCUUAUUUCUAGGUCACGCUACGAAUUUAAUCCAAAGUUUAGACUCAAGUAGACGUCAAUACAGAGAAAAAGUAAAACAAGUGGAAGAAUACAUGGCAUAUCGAAAAUUGCCUAGAGAUAUGCGACAAAGAAUAACAGAAUAUUUUGAGCACCGGUAUCAAGGAAAAUUCUUCGAUGAGGAGUGUAUUUUGGGUGAAUUGAGUGAAAAGCUUAGAGAAGAUGUUAUAAAUUACAAUUGUAGAUCUCUCGUUGCGUCAGUGCCUUUUUUUGCCAAUGCUGACUCCAAUUUUGUUUCCGAUGUUGUUACAAAGCUAAAAUAUGAAGUUUUUCAACCAGGUGAUAUUAUUAUAAAAGAAGGCACAAUUGGAACCAAAAUGUAUUUUAUACAAGAAGGUGUCGUGGAUAUUGUUAUGGCCAAUGGAGAGGUCGCAACAUCAUUAUCAGACGGUUCAUAUUUUGGUGAAAUAUGCUUACUAACAAAUGCACGGCGCGUGGCCAGCGUUCGGGCGGAAACCUAUUGUAACUUAUUCUCAUUAAGUGUGGAUCAUUUCAAUUGUGUUUUGGAUCAGUAUCCACUAAUGCGAAAAACAAUGGAGACAGUAGCAGCUGAACGUCUCAACAAAAUUGGUAAAAAUCCAAACAUAAUGACCCAGAAGGAUGAACAGAGUAAUAACCCCGAGUCCAAUACGAUCACUGCUGUUGUCAAUGCAUUAGCUGCUGAGGCUGAUGACUGCAAAGAUGAUGAUAACGAUCUCAAGGAAAAUCUGUUACAUGGAUCCCAAUCGAGCAUUAUUGAACCAGUUCAAACUAUAAGGAGAGGGCUUCCAAGGCCUAGAAGUGGUGAAUUUCGCGCACUAUUUGAGGGCAACACUCCAUGACACUAAGAAACAUAUGAAUUUGCUACAUUUUCGCUAUACAAAUAUCGUCAAAAAUACUCCGCUAACUGUGAUGACUAUAUAUAAGAAACGAAAUUCAAUUGAUUUCAUUACUCAAGCAAUACUAUAACGAUGACGACUCGUGCAGACCCAAUCUCCUUCAUUAAACAUAUUUAAACCUCAUGUACAGCAUGUUGUCUUUUUAUAAGAUUUUGUUUGAUAUUUAUUUAUUUUUAAUUUUAAUUUUUAGUUAAAAGAUUAAAUUUUGCAAGUUGUAUUUGUUAAAAAAAAUAUAUGGUAUUUUACUAUAGAAACAAUAAAUACAUGAAGGACAA